Oryza sativa Japonica Group (Japanese rice) is the source of this 1545-nucleotide messenger RNA. RefSeq lists its product as uncharacterized. Gene Ontology annotation, molecular function: metal ion binding. Lineage: Eukaryota; Viridiplantae; Streptophyta; Magnoliopsida; Poales; Poaceae. The record is from RefSeq and is a predicted model, not a curated record.
AUCGCUAAGAACACAUAUAUAAAAUUUUUAUUUAUAAAUUAUUUUUCGUUUGCAAAUAUGUCCGCAAGGUUGCUGAGGAUACGUUGACCAUCAAAAUUUGCCCCUAAAGACCAUAAGGGCAAGUACUAUAAUGGCCCAUAUGUUGCCCCUAAGAAUGCCACAUUGGAUUGAGUGAUGAUGUGGAGGAGAGAAGUGAGGAGAGAGAUGAUGAGCCACCCCUAAAUUAAGAGGCAACCUCCACACAAAUUUCAAGAAGGAUGUAAGAGUAUUAAAUAUAUUGGUAUUUGUGUACUAGAGGUGAUACAUUGUAUGGGUUGUCUCUUAGUUCAUGAGUGAAUAAAAUAGAUAAAUUUAGAGGUGGUAGUCACAUCUAUCAUAGCACUUGCCCUAAUACCCUAAUUUUCUCACAAAGAAUUACUCCUACCUAUAUAUACUCUCUAAAAAGAAUAAUUUAAUAGGUAUGUUUUUUAUUUUUUUGUCAGAGAAAGUACAGUAGUAGUUCUACACACUAGUAUUAUUUUUUGUGUAUACUUUCUCUCACAAAAAAAAGGAUAAUAUAGUGUAUAUUUCGAAGACUGGAACAGCGACUAAUGUGAACGGGUAACAGUGACUCUUCUCAUUCCCAUUCAACGCACUGUUAAUUUGCGUAGAAUUUUGGUCCAUCCUAUUAAUUGGCGGUGAACCAAGAAAUGCUGCUCAUUAACUACCUAAUGACUUGAAAAAUGUACUUAAACUCACCUUGGCCUUCUCCUAAACCACACACCUAGACUGUAAUCUGUGCUAGUGCAAACAGGGUCACGGAUAAACUCGGCCAUGGAGAUGGAUGGAGUGAAGCAAUUCAGGCUCCAAAUCGACAUGCAGUGCCGCUGCAUGGGUUGCAUCAGGAAGAUCGAGAAGGCAAUGGGUUGCAUCGGAAGCGUCACUGGAGUCGAAACUUCAGUAGCAGAUGUUGAUACAGGGAUUGUGGCAGUGGCCGGGAAGGUGAAUCCAACAAUGCUUUGUCACUGGCUCAAGAGGAGGAUAAGGAAAGACGUCAAAAUUGUGUACCCUGAUCAACAAGUUCAGAACAGCAAGCAGAAACUGAUAAUGGUUCUAGGGAGCAGUUCCAAUGCUAAGGGUGCACAUAAUACACCAUCAGCUCUACCAAUACAAGAUCAUAUGUCCUGGGACUCAGUACCACCAAUAGUUCAAUCAAACCAUCAGAGCUUGCCUUUGAUCGAGCAGAAGAUCAGGGAACUCGAGAAGGUCAGGGACAUGCUGAAGAUUCAGAACCUGGAGACAGAGCUGGGUGCUGUCAGGUGUGAGCUUAAACAGUCGCGGGAAGCUAUCAAUGGUAGUAAGAAGGCUGUGAUGGAUAGUGCUCUGAAUCAGCUGGAAGCCUAUCAUAAACUAGAAGCACUAAGUCACUCACCAUAUGAGUCAUGCUACCCUAGUCAAUAAAAUGCAUUUUCAUUGCAAAUAAACUUUAUUUUCUGUAGUCUAAUUGUGGUUUGCUACCAGUAGUACACCAAAACCUUAAUUGAAGUUUUCAUGCGUCUCCGAAGC